UCUCCUGAAUUGAAUCCAAUCAAGCAAUUUUGGUUGAUUGUAAAGAACUCAACAAAAAAAAAACUAGUGACAGAAACAGUGCCUUAUCGAGUGAUUUGCAAGCCUUUUUUAUUUAUAGUGGCAAAUAUGUUUUUGUACCAUUACACAUUUGAGGACUAA
This is a messenger RNA of Gilbertella persicaria, 159 nucleotides long. RefSeq lists its product as uncharacterized. The annotation marks the transcript as partial. The transcript has a single exon. NCBI's taxonomy places the organism in Eukaryota, Fungi, Mucoromycota, Mucoromycetes, Mucorales, Choanephoraceae. The record is from RefSeq and is a predicted model, not a curated record.